UCAAUACCUAUUUAUGGGGACAUUUAAGAACCUUGACUACCACCUCUGAUAACAAAGGCAAAAAAGAGCUAUUUGAGCAUGGACCCAGCUUGGAAGAUUUCAUGUCUGGCGAACUGUCAGACAAGAGUACAUGGUCUGAAUAUAAAGGAAAUCUGAAGCGCCAGAAAGGAGAAAGGCUAAGGUUUCCUCCUUGGUUGAAGACCAGUAUUCCUGUGGGGAAGAACUACAAUAGACUAAAGAACACACUUCGGGAUUUGAAGCUACAUACAGUAUGUGAAGAAGCAAGAUGUCCCAAUGUUGGAGAAUGUUGGGGUGGGGGAAAUUAUGCAACUGCCACAGCUACAAUUAUGUUAAUGGGUGACACCUGCACAAGAGGCUGCAGAUUCUGCUCUGUGAAAACAGCAAAAGCACCUCCCCCGUUGGACCCCAAUGAACCAUACAACACUGCAAAAGCCUUAGCAGACUGGGGCCUUGACUAUGUUGUUCUGACAUCUGUGGACAGAGAUGAUCUUGCCGAUGGAGGUGCUGAACACUUUGCAAAGACUGUUUCAUAUAUAAAAGAAAGGAAUCCCAACCUCAUUGUAGAAUGCUUGACUCCAGAUUUUCGAGGUGACCUAACAGCUGUGGAGAAAGUGGUAUUAUCUGGAUUAGAUGUUUUUGCCCAUAAUAUGGAAACUGUCAGAUCAUUACAGAGAUUUGUUCGUGAUCCCAGAGCAAAUUUUGACCAGUCACUGAGCAUUUUGCGGCAUUCAAAAGAAGUGCGUCGUGAUGUAAUUUCCAAGACAUCUUUAAUGUUGGGACUAGGCGAGACAGAAGAAGAAGUGUAUGAAACAAUGCAAGAACUCCGUGAAAAUGGUAUAGAUUGUCUUACUUUAGGACAGUACAUGCAACCAACAAAGCGUCAUCUGAAGGUUGAAGAGUACGUAACACCUGAAAAGUUUAAAUACUGGGAGAAAGUAGGCAAUGACCUGGGUUUUCUGUAUACUGCAAGCGGACCUUUAGUGCGCUCUUCUUACAAAGCAGGUGAAUUUUUCAUGAAGAACCUACUGAAGAAGAGGAAACAAGAAGCAUUGUAGAUGAAGGAUUAUGUAUUAUAAUUGCUGCAGCAGAUGUUAACAUUUACUGCCAUUCCUUUAGCAGCGUUAAUACUGGCAACAGUUUCAGAAUUUGAGCAAGUUCAUGAGGAGAAUUUUAACAUGUAGUGCUCGAUGAGAGAAAGAUAGAAAAUUAUUACAUUUGUUUUUUAAAUCUGUUGCUGUUUUUUUCAUGUGAUCUGAUCUUUAUUCACUGGCUGCUGGAGUUUGGUGAUAGCCUGUACAACCUGUGGAUUAGAUUUAGUAGAGGGAAGGCAUAAGUUUCUAAUCUCUGUACUGACCUUAAAGAUGUAUGAAUUAGAUGGCUGCCUAGGGUUCCAUUCUUCUGGUGGCACAUGGUACUUUUUAAAACUUUUUCAGUAUGCUUGUGUGGAAUCCUCAUUCUGCACAAUCACCUCUGCACAGAGAGACAUAGAAGCUGUAGCUGUUGCUUAGCAUAGCAACAUCCUCCAUCUCCUGCUCCACACCUUCACUCUACCUAAAGCUUUCACACAUAGAGGCAGCACUUUGUAGUGAUACAGUCUUAGUUUUCAUAAGGACACACUGAGAUUUACAAUAGUACUGAAGCUGACAGGCAUUAGUAGAAGGUGUGCCAAGUUGUGCAUGCCCUAUGCCUCACCAACAUUCCUUUGCCUGAAGUUCUUGUGAAUUCAUUGAAUAAUAAACAGAGCUACAUCCCACUGGUAUCAUGACUGAUCUGCAUACCAUAACAUGACUCUGUCAGUGUUCAGCAUUCAUCCUAUAAAACGUUCUGGGUUUAGUGUUUCCUGGCCCGGCUGUACCUACUUCAGUUGUUUUCACAUAAGGCAAAUGCUGUCCUCCUGCUAUUACUAAGGAUGCGAGCUGUAAAUAAUGGACUGUCGUUAAUGUCACUUAUUUUGUUCUCAAGUAGUCAGAGCCAAAAGGUUUACGUUAGCUAGGAAGCCAAAGAAAAAUCCACAAACUGAAGUCUAAGAAGAAACAGCUGUUAAACUGGUAAAAUUCAUUCUUUCUUUGUGUUUUAUUUUCCAUUUGCUAACCGGAUAGGUGAACUGUUCCAAGGACCCCUUUCCGCUAUGAACAAGCCAAGUAGCAGAUAUGUCAGAAAUAAUAUUAGAGUAGAUAUUAACAUAUGUCUAUUUGGAUUAAAUUGUCAUUCUGUUAACAAAUGUAUACUCAAAUACAGUGCAAGAACAUGUAUAAUGUAAUCUCUAGUAGUGACAGGAAUUCUUGCAGAAUUAUGAAGAUAUGGCAUGACUUGAGGAUGAAUACUUUUCACCUAUUUGACUGUCUUAAGUGUACUUGAACAAGCUGUUUAGUGCCUAAAUUAAUCCAUAUUUUCAACAUAUGUCAGUGUACAGCUACUGCAUGAAAACAUAUUUUUGUCAGUCUAAUUUAUUUCAUCAUAAGAAACAAACACAGUAUGGUUGAUAAACCAUAGGUUAGCAUUAUCCUGCAUAAAAUAUGGCAUAGAGUUUCAAACCAAUGGAAGAUGAUUCCCAGUGGCAUUUCACGGGUGUUUUCUCAUGGAUCUUGGAUUAUGUGUAUGAAUAGGUUCAUAGGUAGGUACUAGGCUAUUGGCCCUAGGGCUUAUAUAAGCCUAGCCAAAAAGGUACCCUGGCUUUCGCCACCCAAGAAAAUUAUUUUCUUGUGCCCCUAUCGAGCAGAGUCACAGAAGUGAUCCCCGGGGUGAAUUUCCUAUUUCCCAUGUAUCAUUUUAGUGUAUUUUAUAGUCAUGGGCAAUGAUCUAUAUGUGGCAGUCUCCAGAGACAUUUAGCCAAUGUUUCUUGGCACACUGAUGCUGCUUCUUAGUCAAGGCAGUGAUUUACACACAUCAGUCUUCAAAUUAUGAGACGGUGCAUAUUCUUAAAUUUCAACUUCAGAGAAAUCCAGACAGUGCUUCUAGCUACAGUAAUGCUGUUUACGGAAAACUGCAGAGGAAAAUGUAGAACAAACCUGUCAUUUAAGUCCUGUUCUAUGAAGCUGUAGUCCUCCCUUAAGUUUGUCUUUAAAUAUAGCCUGAACAGUAAAAACUUUUGGUGCAGUGAAAUAUUCCUGCUUUCUUUGUAGAGUUAAGACAUUAGUGAUGUGGCUGUAGUAUCACAGCCUGUUGAGGGUGCAACGCCAGGUACUUGUAUAUCCCACAACUUUAGUGACCUCUCCCUUCCUUCCUCUUAUGGCUUGCAUUUCAGGGUACUUUGUAGAGUCACAAAUUCAAUGAUAUCUCUCUUCAUUGUUAUUAACUGUAGUAAGCCAACCCUAUCAACAUGAAUUUUUGAGGUAGAAACAGCAUUGGCUGAAGUUUAUAAGUUUUGUAAUGGACCACUGUUACAAAGCCAGUCAGACAGUUCUGAAGCUGUCACAUUUGAUCUUGUGCAUUCUCAGGUUUGUUGACAUUGCUAAUGAGCAAUGUGUCAUCAACAUAUUGAAUGGCUGUUAUAUUGGCACUAUAUUCCAUUUAUGAAGAUAGGAAUUUGGUUAUCCCUGACUUCUAUAAAACCUGAAAUAUCAUUACAUUCAUAAUGGAAUGUAAAACUAUGAAAGAAACUUAACCUAAAGAGUUUCUAUUUCUCCCAAAGUGGCCCUAUCUUGAAGUGGAGAUAUGCAGGUCUGGAGUAUGGAGCGCAGUUCCCUAUUUUUAGGGGAGCAGAAUGCAAAUUAUUUCCUAGCUGUUUUGAAGUUUUACAUUAAAAGUAUGAUUGCAGUCAAAUUUAGCUGUACAGUUAUCUGCUGUAAUUACCCGAGAUUUAGAAGUGCUAGAACAUAUCCCUGCAAUACUAACACAGCUGCCUUAAAGAUGAGGCAGUACUCCAUUUAUCUCUGAUUUGUCAGUGAUGAGUAACUUCCUUUUGUACUCAGUACAUUUAUUUCUUUUGAAACACUUGCGGAAUUUUGACAUAUUUAUAUCAUUGCAUGUGAUUAUCAAUAUAUUUCUGCAAAUGCAAUCAUGGUUUGUUGGUUUGUUGUGUAGAAGACAUUAUCUUUCUUUUACAGUAAUUCCUUUAUUGUUAGAGCAGAUCAUUUUUACCGUAGUGUAAAAAGCAGCAUAACAAGCUCAUUUUGCAUUUGGAUACAUUUAUUUAGUUGUAUGAUGUAUUUAUGAAAUUUGAAUGGAUUUUGAUAAAUAUUCAGUACUUAAGGAAUAUUUAUUCAAAUGGGUAGUUCAGGUUUAUUUGACCCCCCCCCCCCCCCCGCCCUUUAUCCUUUAAAUGUUGCUGGUACUUUCAUAUUUCUAUGCAUUAAUGAAAUUUCCUGUAGGGAGAGAAACCUGGCUGCUGGAAGUGGGGUGGUUAUCUCAAUAAAUUUGUUACAGUUGAGCAAUAA
This is a messenger RNA of Protopterus annectens (West African lungfish), 4397 nucleotides long. It is a transcript of the gene LIAS, whose product is annotated as lipoic acid synthetase. The record is from RefSeq and is a predicted model, not a curated record. The coding region runs from base 102 to 1076 and encodes 324 amino acids. Gene Ontology annotation, biological process: lipoate biosynthetic process. Gene Ontology annotation, cellular component: mitochondrion. The transcript has 10 exons. Gene Ontology annotation, molecular function: 4 iron, 4 sulfur cluster binding; lipoate synthase activity. NCBI's taxonomy places the organism in Eukaryota, Metazoa, Chordata, Ceratodontiformes, Protopteridae.